AUGAAAGAUUCCUUUAGCGAGGCUGACAAUUUUAUAGAGAUUGUCAUCCAGAAACAAAAAGAGCAGUUGUCUGCAGAGCUUAACAGAAUCGAUGCGCAAAUGAUGCGGAGUGUUACUAGGGUGCAGAAAUCAGAGAUGGCGUAUGAACUCCAUGGUCUCCUUGCUGGAAAUGUCAGCAUUGUUACUGGAGAAAACAUCAAGCCUUCUUACGUUGGAGAUGAUGAGGCCUUUCUGCGGAAGGUCAUUACACCAAUCUACCGAGUAGUUGAAAAGGAAGCAAGUACAAAUGCCACUGGCAAGGCUGCUCACUCAGAUUGGUCCAACUAUGAUGAUCUAAAUGAAUAUUUUUGGUACGUUAAAACUCAAAGGGAAAAAAGGGUCUUUCAGAAAAGCGAGAAACACAUACAAAUCAAUUUCACCGAGACUCGAACAUUUUGGCACAUAUAUCACAGUUUUGACCGACUCUGGACAUUCUAUUUGUUAGCACUCCAAACUGUGCAUCUCUGGGACACGACAUCUUCUUACGGAGAUGAGCUAAGCCGCAACCCCAAUUGGUUUCUUUUGGUCCCAAUUGUAUAA
Molecule: messenger RNA, 579 nt
Organism: Eruca vesicaria subsp. sativa (arugula)
Lineage: Eukaryota; Viridiplantae; Streptophyta; Magnoliopsida; Brassicales; Brassicaceae
Source: the annotation of a GenBank genome assembly